This is a messenger RNA of Staurois parvus, 339 nucleotides long. Lineage: Eukaryota; Metazoa; Chordata; Amphibia; Anura; Ranidae. The record is from the annotation of a GenBank genome assembly.
AUGAUUUUGCAUAUCCUGGUAGGGGAACUGUUUGUAAACAAAACAGUUCUCCUCCCUGUCAGCUCGUGCACACUGCUUUGCGUAGCUGUGCACAGCACAGCCAUGCAAAGCAGUGUGCUUACAGUGAAGCACACAGACACAGCACUUUGUAAAACAGCACACAGCACACUAAACCUUUGAUCGCCCCUCAUGUUAACCCCUUCCUGCCCAGUGCCAUUAGUACAGUGUCAGUUCUUUUUUUUUUUAGCACUGAUCACUGUGUUGGUGUCACUGGGGAUGUCAGUGACACCAAGUCAGUUCCCCCCACUGUCAGAAUGCCCACCCACAGUCCCACUAUAA